Mya arenaria is the source of this 1761-nucleotide messenger RNA. RefSeq lists its product as uncharacterized. The transcript is spliced from 4 exons. Lineage: Eukaryota; Metazoa; Mollusca; Bivalvia; Myida; Myidae. The record is from RefSeq and is a predicted model, not a curated record. Gene Ontology annotation, molecular function: chitin binding. Gene Ontology annotation, cellular component: extracellular region. Bases 142 to 1119 code for a protein of 325 amino acids.
GCUUACUUUCUAGGACUUAAUUAUUGUAUUUAACAUUGCAUUACAUGGUUUACAACGUUAGAUAAUAUUUUUACUUUCCGAUAAAUUUGAUACAACGUAACAUACUAAACAAAAAAGUAAUUUAAAUUUCAAAAAGCCACAAUGAUUGGAAUAACAACAGCGCUGUUUGCCAUGGCCGCCUCAACAUUGGUCAUUGCUGCCCAUGACGAACCCGUGCAAUGCAUUCUGGGUGUAUAUCAGAUCAUCGGAAAGGCCGACUGUACGGGCUACAUCCUAUGUGUGUUUGGGAAACCCAUGGAAAUGCCACCUUGUCCUCCUGGCUCGGUGUUUAGCUCCAGCGCCAAAGUGUGUGUUCCUAAAGGUUCAACGUUUGAUGACUGUAUGAAAACAACAGAGGGAAGCGGAGGCCCCAUGACAAUAUCGCCCGAUCGAGGGCAUCUAAGCCCAGAAGAGCGAUGUAACAUUGACGGUGAUGGCGUGUUUCCCCAUCCCACGGAAUGCCACGCCUUCUACAAUUGUAGUGUCCAUAACACACCAGGCAUGUAUCAACCUUUUGAACAACACGAAGAUGAAUGUCCCUACCCCCAGCUGUUCAACACAAAUACCAAACAAUGCGACCAUUUUGAGAAUGUUAAAUGCGGAACCAGGACGGAAUUCAAGGAUGCCUGUAAUUACAAACGCAACAAGUGCUCCAUGUCCCAUUGUAUCCCGUGCAUCUACCAAUUUCCGAAUUGUGAAGGUAAACGUGACGGGAUAAAUGUCGACCCAGUCAGACUAUGGACCCCUUCCUACGCCAUAUGCUACAAGGAACGCUCAGUCAAGACGGACCAAUGCCAAGUUGACGAAAAAGGUCAUCCACAUUUUUUCCAUCCGGACAUGAACGAAUGCGUUCCUUUGGAUAUGAUUCCACAAGAACACGGAGGAAUAAUGCCCGAUUGCAGUACGAGAGAAGACGGGUUUUAUCUGGAUGCUUUUGGGCAAUGUGAUCGUUACGCUCGUUGCCUUGAAGGAAAAUACGUUGGCGCGGUCAAAUGUGCUAUCGGAGAAGUGUUCGAUGAUAUGAAAGGCGCAUGCGCUCCGAAGGAUAAAGCAUGUGGAUACUGUAGCAGACAUUGCUAAUCAAGUUCCUUGCAUGAUAGUCGUGGUGAAGAAGGGCGAAGUUAGAAAUUUCCAAGACCAACAUGAUGUGCGAUUUUAUAUUAAGCAGAUUUAUGUCACGUGAUGCAAAUAGUUUAAUGAAAUGUGGUAAAAUGAGUUUGUUCUAUAGGACAUUCUUAACUACUGCAAAUGUAUGUAUCAUCAAUUUAUUUUCUAUUUUUAUUGCAAGGUGUUUAGUUGAAUUAUUGAUAUUGACGUUACAUGUAUAUUUUAUAGUAUGUGUUUUAUAACCGUCUUUGCAAAAAAGUAUCAAUCAUUGAAUGUGUGCUUCUUUAACUUUGUGUUAUUUAUAUUAAAAUUGGAUAUAAUUAUAACUUAUGUAUCAAUGUGUGCAUCAUGGACAGUGAAUAGAGUAAACAUAAAGGUUAUCCGACAUAUAACAGUUGAAGCGAAACAGAAAUGAAUAGCGGAUUCAAAACAAUAUAUGUUUAAAUACGAUACAUAAUUCGAUCAGUUGUGUUUAUUCUUUAUAAACCUUCUAAACAUGCACAUUUGGGCAGACCCAUUCAAUAAAUUCAAACUUUAAGGAAUGGACUGUGCAAUAGUUUAAUUAAGGACAGUCAUUUUUCAAAUAAUGGACAGUCAGUGUACAUAUACUGGACA